ACAAUGGACGCAAACAUGAACUAACAUCAACCUCUAAAACUAAAAUCUACUUAAGCUCGUAUGCAACAUAAAUAAAAACAUCAUCAAACCAUUUGUAUUUCUUUUAAGAAUUCACUUAUGGCUGAAAAACAAGUAAUUGUUGUUGGUUAUGAUGAAAGUGAUCAUAGCCAAUAUGCACUUGAAUGGACUCUUCAACAUUUCUUCACUAACCAAGCCUCGAAACCACUCUAUAAACUCAUCGUCGUUCAUGCGAAAGCUACCCCUAUCUCUGUUCUUAGCCAUGCUGGCCCCGGUUUAAAUUACGGAUCUGCAAGUUCGGAAAUGUUUUCACGGGUGGAAGGAGAUUUAAAGAAACAGACAGAGUACAUAAUUCAAAAGGCGAAGGAGAUUUGUAAGGCUAAUGAAGUGGAGGAUGUAGAGGUAAUAGUUUCAGAAGGGGAUCCUCGAAAUGUUAUUUGCGAAACGGUCGAGAAAUAUAAGGCUUCUUUCUUGAUUGUUGGCAGCCAUGGUUAUGGAGUUUUGAAAAGGGCUGUUUUAGGAAGUGUAAGUGACCACUGCUCGCACUAUGCCAAAUGUUCGGUAACAGUUGUGAGAGACCCGAAAGCCUAAAUCAAAAGAGACAUAAUUACUUUUAUUUAAAUUUUGCUAUCUUAGAUUUCGAUGCAAUAAUUUUUGUAGUUUUUGUGACUUUAUCUACAUAUAUAUAUGUUGCAGAGAUGUCUCAAAAGGUAAAAUUGGAUGUUAAAUCUAGAGCUUUAUUUCUAAA
This is a messenger RNA of Erigeron canadensis, 766 nucleotides long. RefSeq names its product universal stress protein A-like protein. The transcript has 4 exons. The record is from RefSeq and is a predicted model, not a curated record. Lineage: Eukaryota; Viridiplantae; Streptophyta; Magnoliopsida; Asterales; Asteraceae. Bases 118 to 609 code for a protein of 163 amino acids.